AUGAUGCGCUCCACCUCGGCCCUCCGUGCCCUCCCCCGCACCGCGCAGCUCGUCAACACCGCCCGCGCCUUCUCGGCGUCGGCGUCCACCUCGUUCGCCUCCCCCUCAGACGCUCCCACCCCUGCCGCAGGCUCAAAGCCUCCUGCCGUCAAGGAGUUCAAGAUCUACCGCUGGAACCCCGACACCCCCACUGAGAAGCCCGAGCUCAAGAGCUACAAGGUCGACCUCAACCAGUGUGGCCCCAUGAUGCUUGACGCUCUGAUCAAGAUCAAGAACGAGAUGGACCCCACCCUCACUUUCCGUCGCUCGUGUCGCGAGGGCAUCUGUGGCUCGUGUGCCAUGAACAUUGACGGUGUCAACACCCUUGCCUGCCUCUGCCGUAUCGAGAAGGACACCGCCAAGACCACCAAGGUCUACCCCCUCCCCCACAUGUAUGUCGUCAAGGACCUCGUUCCCGACCUCACCUUGUUCUACAAGCAGUACAAGUCGAUUGAGCCCUACCUCAAGAACGACAACCCCCCCGAGCGCGAGUUCUACCAGUCGCAGGAGGACCGCAAGAAGCUCGACGGCAUGUACGAGUGCAUUCUCUGCGCGUGCUGCUCCACCUCGUGCCCCUCGUACUGGUGGAACCAGGACCAGUACCUCGGCCCCGCCGUCCUCAUGCAGGCCUACCGCUGGAUCGCCGACUCGCGUGACGGCUACACCGAGGACCGCAAGGACCGUCUCCAGAACAACAUGUCGCUCUACCGUUGCCACACCAUCAUGAACUGCUCGAGGACCUGCCCCAAGGGCCUGAGCCCCGGUAGGGCAAUUGCCGAGCUCAAGCUCGAGAUGGCGACCGGCGUCAAGGCCAAGGCCAUGAACCCCUAG
Molecule: messenger RNA, 870 nt
Organism: Apiotrichum porosum
Lineage: Eukaryota; Fungi; Basidiomycota; Tremellomycetes; Trichosporonales; Trichosporonaceae
Gene: SDH2
Product: succinate dehydrogenase complex, subunit B
Exons: 6
Coding region: 1-870 (289 amino acids)
Biological process (GO): tricarboxylic acid cycle; aerobic respiration; respiratory electron transport chain
Cellular component (GO): mitochondrial membrane
Molecular function (GO): electron transfer activity; 2 iron, 2 sulfur cluster binding
Source: RefSeq, a predicted model, not a curated record